Messenger RNA from Pyrus x bretschneideri (Chinese white pear), 1456 nucleotides. Its product is annotated as F-box protein At2g27310-like. The transcript has a single exon. Lineage: Eukaryota; Viridiplantae; Streptophyta; Magnoliopsida; Rosales; Rosaceae. The record is from RefSeq and is a predicted model, not a curated record. Gene Ontology annotation, molecular function: protein binding. The coding region runs from base 127 to 1125 and encodes 332 amino acids.
UCCACACCCUUCCUUGUCACAUCUCAACACAAAAACAACCUCAAAACCUUCACUGCAUUUUCUCUGCAUCCAAUCAGACCCAGAGAAACUAAAACCACAACAAUUAUUCUUUUUUUUCUUUUCACAAUGAGCAUUUCUGUACCGGCCGUCGAUCAUGGCGACAGAGCUUCAAUCUCCUCCGUCCAUCCCGACAUCAUCACGGCUCACAUCCUCACCCGCCUCGACGGCCAGACCUUGGCCUCCGCCGCCUGCGCUUCCUCCGAAUUACACGCCUGCUCCGCCGAAGAAAAACUCUGGCGGGACGUCAACACCACCACGUGGCCUUCAAUAACCGAUCCUCGAGUCGACGACCUCAUUUCCACUUUCCCUGCCGGUCACCGCUCCUUCUUCUCAGACUCGUUCCCGCUCCUCGACUACUCCCCCUCCCAAUUCGAUUUCAGCCCAUCGUGUCCCACCACGGAGUUAAUCUCCGCCGUCGAUAUUUUUUACAAAGGCCAGGUCAUUUUCUCGAAAGUUCAAGAGUCCGAGACCGAGUCCGGGUGGUUCCUCUGCUCGCCCUUCCGAGUUGACUUACUUGACCAAAAGGAAACCGUCCCAACACCAAUUCGACAUGUCGGGGAAGACCAGAAGUCGUUGGAGCACUUGGAGGACAACUUGAGCCUGAGCUGGAUCUUGAUCGACCGGGCCCGGAAACGCGCGGCGAACUUGUCGAGCCGGAGGGCGGUGACGGUGCAGCGGCACUGGCUAACGGGGGAGAUACAGCUGCGCUUCGCCACGAUUUUGGCGGCGGAGAAGAAGGGGGAGUAUGUGCAGUGCGGGAUGGUGGUCAUGUGCAAGGGAAGCGAAGGAGGGGAGCUGCACGUGAGAGAGGUGAGCAUGAAGGUGGAAGGAAUGGAGGGGAAUCACUUGAACGGGAGGGAGAGUUUGUUACUUCUGCAGAGGGCGAUCGAGGGAGGGAAGAGGAGGAAGGAGGUAAACGGGAAGGCGAGAUUCGAUGAGUACUUGGAGAUGAAGAGAGAGAGGAGAGAGAUAAAGGAGAGGAGAGAGAAGGCUUUGGACAUGAUCUGCAUUGCUACUGGGGUUACUAUUUUGAUAGCGUUCUGGUCAUUUGUCUUGUUCAGAUAGUCUAAGAGAUGAUGAUGAUAAUGAUGAUGAUGAUGAUGAUCAUGGUGAUGGUGAUGAUGAUGAUGGUGAUGAUGGAUGAUGAUGAUGCUGGUGGUGAAAAAAUCGAUGAUGAUGAAGCCCAGAAAAUCAAGGAAACAGUUGGGUUUAAGUUACUUUACUGUUAAUUACACAGUUUAAUUAAUUCUUUAUACCAAAAUGUAUAGAAAAGUUCAUACAAUGGAGAAGCAAAAUGGGAUUUCGAUUAUAAUAAUUUGUUUAUUUAUUUGAUCACAAAUGUGAUUAUGUAGUGUAGGCUCUUUAUACACCAUUGAAUCGGUUCAAAUUAAGUAUA